UAGAAGAGAGAGAGAGCGUGCAGGGGAGGGAGGAGGAACUAAAAGAAAAAAGUUCAAACUAAAAAUGGCUUCCUUGUCUUUGGAGUCUGCAGAACAAUCCGAGAAUAGCACGGAGGAGUCUACCCAAGAGGCCGCUCUGGUAAAAGAGGAGACGGAUCCGGAUGAAGUUUCAGAACAAUUGCUCAAAACUUUCCAGAACUCGGCGCUCAGCUUUUCGACAGAUCAAGUAGCAUGUCUGUGCGAAGCCCUUCUACAGGCGGGCAAUGUGGAUCGCCUGUGGAGAUUCCUAUCAACCAUCCCUCCUUCGGCGGAGCUGCUACGUGGCAACGAGACGCUGCUCAAGGCCCAGGCACUGGUCGCUUUCCACCGGGAAGAAUUCAAGGAGCUGUACGCAAUAUUGGAAAGCCACGACUUCCACCCCAGCAACCAUGGGUUCCUGCAGGACCUCUACUUGCAGGCGCGCUACAAGGAGGCGGAGAGGUCCCGAGGUCGUAGCCUGGGCGCCGUGGACAAGUAUCGGCUUCGGAAGAAGUUUCCCCUGCCGAAAACAAUCUGGGAUGGAGAGGAGACUGUGUAUUGUUUCAAAGAGAAGUCUCGCAAUGCACUGAAAGAGUGUUACAAAGGCAACAGGUAUCCCACUCCAGACGAGAAGAAAAACUUGGCCAAAGUGACUGGACUCUCCCUCACGCAAGUUAGCAAUUGGUUCAAGAACCGACGGCAGAGAGACCGAACCCCGUCCGGUACCAACAGCAAAAGUGAGUCCGAUGGUAACCACAGCACAGACGAUGAGGGUGAUGACAUCUCAGACAAACCAGAGGACAUUGUGGGCUCCACAGCCUCCAUCUCCCUCUCUGGCACCCCCUGCAGCACUGGAGGCCAGCUCUUCCUCAACGGGGCAGGUGGGUUCCUCACCGCCUCCCACCCCUUACUCAUCAACGGGGGCUCCCUGAUCUCCGGGGCAGGGGGUGGCGUCAUCAUCAACGGGCUGACCCUGAGCGAUGGUCACACGGUUACCCUCAGCCCCAUAUCGGCUAACUCACCUCUGCUCUUCAAUGGAGCGCAGGUCAUAUCCAAGAGCAGUGAGGAUAUGGGUCUUGAGGGCCAGGGGGUUAUGGCCAUGGAGGCCCAGCCCAGCUCUGCCAUCUCCCUCCCUCUGACAGAGGAUCUUAAGACGGACAAUGUAAGCCUGACGAACCCCUCAACCAUCCCCACCCUGGACUUCAUCAAUGUCCCAGAGGGGAUGGUUUUCAAAGCCGAGGACAUCCAGACAGUCUCUCCUUCCUCCUUGUCUUCCCCCUCAACAUUCUCCCCCACCUCCCUUUCCUCCCUGGUUCUGACUCAAAAUGGCUGCCUCUCCGACACCCUCACCCUUCCGGUCUCUAUAUCCUCUCCGGGCGUGGUCAUCUCCAGCCCUGUAGUGGGCCUCCCCAGCCAGCAGGGGGAGUAUGUGGUGUUUGCCACGGCUGGUUCUCAGCUCACCCCCUCCAGCUCCAUCUGCCAGGUGGUGUCCUCCUACAGCUACUCCACCCCACAGGUAUUCUCCCUGCCUCAGGUGGUGCCCUCCAUCCAGGGUGUCCCUGUAUCCCAACUGGUCCAACACACACCUGGAGGCCAGGUGUCCCAGUGUCCCCAGUUAAUCCCUGUGUCCCCCCUCACCUCCUCUCUCCCCCAGGGCACCCUCUCCCAGUUCCAGGCCCACCAGACUCUGAACAGCCCCCGCCUCGCCCAACCCCUCCCCCAGCAUCAUACUAGUUCCUCUACGUUGGGAGAGGGAACCACCAUCCUCUCCCUUUCCCAGCUCCCCAACGGACAGCUCCCCCAGGGACUCACACUCCAGCUGGGUGAACAGACCUCUGCUUCCAUCCCCACUCUGACCCAGAUCCAGUCCCCACUAGGCCAUCACCAGAUCAUCUCUCAGUCCAAAGAGACAAUCCCAGGCCAGUUGGUUCCCCUCUCCCUGCCCCAGCUGGUGCCUGUCUCCUCCACGGGACAACUCUCCUUCCCUCAGGUGGGCCCGUCCACCCCUUCUCUAUCUGGAUCUGGUGGAGCCUUCCAGAUCCUAACCUCGGCCCCUGGAGGUGGGAUGACUCAGGGGCCCUUCAGGAUAAACCAGCUGGGACCCCUCCAGACUGUAGGCCCCCCGACCAGCAGGGCUCCUGGUGUCCAGCUCCUCAACUCUGGGGUCAUUCAGCUCCCCUCCGCCUCGCCAGGGAAUCUCCUCUAUGGUGGAAGCCCCAUCCUGAGUUACCAGAACGGCAAGCUGAUCCUAACUAUCCCAGCUGGCAUCCAGUUCGGCAGCCUGCCCAUGAAAUCCGUCCCUGAGGCUUCUAACCACCACAUCAACGGAGUAGGCCCUGGACUCACCCUCAACCCUGUCAUCCAACCUACACCUACCCUCCUCCCAGUCUCCACCUCCGUCCCAACGUCCAACACCCUCCAGACGUCCCCCCUCUGCUUCAUCAACUCCUCUCCGCUCUACUGCACUCCUGAGAUGGGUGUCCCCACCAACCAGCCCAUCUCCACCACCUCCCCACACACCCUGGACCUUUCUGCCACCCACACUCCUCCCAAUGCCCUCACCCCAGAGAGCAUGCUCUCCCUCAGCCCCAUGUGCAGCGGAGUGACCCCCACCACUCAGCUCUCCCACACCACCUGGAGCCCUGUCCCCCUCUCCACCUCUGCCAGCCUAACUAUGUUUGACGUCCGUGGGAAGGGAGAUCUGCCCGAGGACCCGCCUCUGCUGGACCUACCUGGAGGCGAGGCCCUGCUACUAGGCAGCACCUCUCCAGAACAGGAUGUGGACAGGGGUUCGCCGUUGGGGGACCCAGUGGAGAUGGAUGGAGACCCCAAGAUCCUCACCCAGCUACAAUCAGUCCCUGUGGAUGAUGGGUUGGGGCUGUAAUCCAGUCCCCCAGCCCACACCACCACAAACUGUUACAGAACAAUCUGGAAGGUUUUGUUUGUCUGACCUCAGUGCUCCCCUGGCUAGGUUUGCAUUGAGGAGUGGACAGGCUCGUAAGAGAAAGGUGCUUUGACUAAAUAAAUCCUCUGCCGAUGAUCCUUUGGAUAAACCGUCAUGGGAUAGGCUGAUUGUAUGCAACGCGGAAUGACCUGGAGGAUGGCCUUUCAUACAGGCUAGCCUAUUCCCUGAUUUGUGUUACUCAACUGUCCACUGCUUAGUCGCCACAAUUUAAGCACUCAUCUGCCUUCCAUAAGCCCAGAGCCCUUCCUGUGUCCAGUCAGAGCACAACGUUUAUUUGUAAGGACAUUGCUACUUUCGUGCACAGACGUCCGUUUCAGCCAAGACUAUUUGGACUACAAGGGAAUGAAUGCCUUGGGUUUUGUAUGUGGUGUUGGUUGAGCAGUAUGCCACGGCCAGGCUCUGUCUUAAGUCUCUAAACACAGUCAAAUGCAGACAUUGACGAGCGUUCAGUCCUGUUGAGUUGGUGGUUCUGCAUAGCUGCUCUCUCUAGUGCUGGUGUAGUUUUGAGUGCUGCCGAGUAUUGCACGGUUUGGCCUCGGUGAAGGCUACAGAGAGUGGACUGACAGUGGCACCAGAGACCCCGGACUUCUAGCAUUGCGAUGGACUGUGUACCCCUCUCUGUCAAAACUGGUCAGCAGUGUCACCGCAUCAAGGGCGCCAGCUCAUCAUUUAACGACAUUUUGGUAUAAAUGCCAAGCACUAUCGCAUCUGAGGUAUGUAGGAGGAAAUGGGAGUCCCCUGAGAUUUCUUUGUUCGUUUGUUUUUUUACUCUAUGCAAUCAAUGCAUGUUCCUCGUGUAAAUUUGACCAUGUGACACAGAUAUGACAUGUAUUACAAGCAGUAUGUAAGCAAGUCUAAUUGGGAUAGACCAAGCUUUUAUUAAAGACAGCCUUUUUAUACACUAUGAAAUCUCAUGUGCGUGCACUACAAAACGCCUGAUCACAUUGUUGGAUAUUUCCAGUUGAAUGCGCCACAAUCGUACACUACAUUGUAUAUUGCGUCUAUGAAUGACACAAAAUAAUAAUAUUGUGUUCUUAUAUUAGUUGUAUGGGUUUGAUCUAGACCUAGUAAGUGCCUUAUUAUCCAGUUGCUGAGGUUGGCGGGCCAGUUUUCUUGCCUUUUUAUCUUCAAAGUGAAGAAUGUGUUCUACUCUUCACAAAAUGUAAGCACCAUUGACACAAGCUACUUCCCACAUUGAUGUUGAAUGUGAGUUUUGUGAUAACCCUUUUGAACUCCAGAGAAACGUAAUCUAGUACUCCGUUGCGCGGCAGUUGCUCGUUUAGCGUGACUUAACGCCUACCAUGACAUAAUAACCAUUGAGAUCUCGCUGUACGUUUUGCACAUUUUCGUCCUUGUCAUGUUUUACGUCUUUUGGCGAUGGCCAAAUUCUAUUCUGAAAACCUGCUGCCUUUUCUCUGUUCUUGACUAAUUGCGCUCACUGUUCUGAAAGGGGACGGGAUAGGUCAUAAUCAGCUGGUUAAGUUUCAGGCAGCCUCUGUUUAUACUGAUAUCAGCAACAGUGAGUCAUGAAGCCCUGAGAGCAGGCGACAGGACUCCUAGAAUGGAAUGCUAUCCAGCGAGACGUGGUGCAGAUGUUCUCGCCAUAAACUUUAAAAUACUCACCAUCUCUCCAUAACCACAGCACAAAUAGCAAUUAGUUCUCUGGCCAACGGUACAACAACACUACUCUUCAGUGUCACUCCCAACUGUAUGUUUUUGUUUCUUGUGUAUUUAAAGCAUGUAUCAAUCAUUUUCAAGUAGUAGCUUUGAAUGAAAAAACGAGCCGUCCAUGUGGAAAUUGGACAAAGGAAAAAGCAUCAAUGGACCUUCCCAGGGGCUGGCUGGUUGUACAGUCUCAGAAUAAUGUGUACAGUCGUGGCCAAAAGUUGAGAGAAUGACACAUUAAUUUUCACCAGGUUUGCUGCUUCAGUGUCUUUUAGAUAUUUUUGUCAGAUGUUACUGUGGAAUACUGAAGUAUAAUUACAAGCAUUUCAUCAGUGUCAAAGGCUUUUAUUGACAAUUAGAUGCAGUUGAUACAAAGAGUCAAUAUUUGCAGUGUUGACUGUUCUUUUUCAAGACCUCUGCAAUCUGCACACAUGAAUGGUCUCAGAAUGCUUUACUGUUGGCAUGACACAGGACUGAUGGUAGCGCUCACCUUGUCUUCUCCGGACAAGCUUUUUUCCAGAUGCACCAAACAAUCGGAAAGGGGAUUCAUCAGAAAAAAUGACUUUACCCCAGUCCUCAGCAGUCUAAUUCCUGUACCUUUUGCAGAAUAUCAGUCUGUCCCUGAUGUUUUUCCUGGAGAGAAGUGGCUUCUUUGCUGCCCUUCUUGACACCAGGCCAUCCUCCAAGUCUUCGCCUCAUUGUGCAUGCAAAUGCACUCACACCUGCCUGCUGCCAUUUUUGAGCAAGCUCUGUACUGGUGGUGCCCCGAUCCUGCAGCUGAAUCAACUUUAGGAGACGGUCCUGGGGCUUGCUGGACUUUCUUUGGUGCUCUGAAGCCUUCUUCACAACAAUUGAACCACUCUCCUUGAAGUUCUUGAUGAUCCGAUAAAUGGUUGAUUUAGGUGCAAUCUUACUGGCAGCAUUAUCCUUGUCUGUGAAGCCCUUUUUGUGCAAAGCAAUGAUGACGCCACAUGUUUCCUUGCAGGUAACAAUGAUUGACAGAGGAAGAACAAUGAUUCCAAGCACCACCCUCCAUUUGAAGCUUACAGUCUGUUAUUCAAACUCAAUCAGCAUGACAGAGUGAUCUCCAGCCUUGUCAACACUCACACCUGUGUUAAUGAGAGAAUGGUCAUUUUGUGGCAGGGCUGAAAUGCAGUGGAAAUGUUAUUUUGGGGGAUUCAGUUAAUUUGCAUGGCAAAUAGGGACUUUGCAAUUAAUUGCAAUUCAUCUGAUCACUCUUCAUAACAUUCUGGAGUAUAUGCAAAUUUCCAUCAUACAAACUGAGUCAGCAGACUUAAUGUGUCAUUCUCAACUUUUGGCCACUACUGUAGAUAAUGAUGACAUCACCACUUCUCAAAUGAUAUUAUACACGUACAAUCUGAAUAGGAUGUUAAUACCUGUAGCAUUCAUGUGCCAAAGGAAUGUUGCAAGUUUUUUUGGUGUUUGGACUUUUUUUGUUGGUUCGGAGCGGUUUUUGUAUACGAUACUGUGCAUGAGUUGGACACUAAAGGAGUGUGUGUUUGUGUGUGUUUUGUUUAUCCAUGAGCCCAACCCUUGUCUACAUGUAGUGGUUUUUCUCUUUUAGUGUGUGGUGCUCCAAAGGCUGUUUGUGCACAAUCUCCUACACGCACAGACACGUGUGCGCACACACACAACCUUCAGCUGAGUUAUCCAAAGAUAUGAUUUUUUUUUUUAAUGUACUUUUUAAUAGCGUGUAAAGGGACUAUUAGAUAUUUUUAAACGUCUGUUUUGUCCUCUUUUGAGAGGUUGGUUUUGUACUUAAAGUUAUUUUAUUUUUUAUAUACAGUUUUAUUGUGAUUCUAAUAAACUACAUUUAGAAUA
This is a messenger RNA of Oncorhynchus nerka (sockeye salmon), 6490 nucleotides long. Its product is annotated as homeobox protein SIX5-like. NCBI's taxonomy places the organism in Eukaryota, Metazoa, Chordata, Actinopteri, Salmoniformes, Salmonidae. Gene Ontology annotation, cellular component: transcription regulator complex; nucleus. Gene Ontology annotation, biological process: regulation of transcription by RNA polymerase II. The record is from RefSeq and is a predicted model, not a curated record. Gene Ontology annotation, molecular function: DNA-binding transcription factor activity, RNA polymerase II-specific; RNA polymerase II cis-regulatory region sequence-specific DNA binding.